Molecule: messenger RNA, 2755 nt
Organism: Capsaspora owczarzaki ATCC 30864
Lineage: Eukaryota; Filasterea; Ministeriida; Capsasporidae
Product: glycosylphosphatidylinositol specific phospholipase D1
Exons: 5
Coding region: 67-2697 (876 amino acids)
Cellular component (GO): extracellular matrix; extracellular region
Molecular function (GO): GPI anchor phospholipase D activity
Source: RefSeq, a predicted model, not a curated record
UUUUCACUCCUUUUGCCUUCCUCUCCUUCUUCCUCUCCUUCUUCUUCUUCUCCUUCUUCGUCUGCGAUGACGACGACGCUGGUGGUGCGCGCGCUGCUCGUGCUCUGCGUCGCUGUGGUCGCCGUGCAGGGCUGCGGCAUCUCGACACACAUUACGAUCGCCCGCUACGCACUCGACUUUUUCGACCCCGUCGAGCAUGAGGACUACAAACAAAUUGCGCUCAAGCACCAGGACGCCUUCCAGGCAGGCAACCCUUACCCAGAUGCCUACUACAACAGCCUCUGCUUCAAGGGCAACUUUGGCUACGUCUCGGAAGACACCCACUGGACGCCAUUCAUGAAUGCCACGGCCAACUACAUCCGCUCGGCCUACCCGCGCCCGUGGUCUGAGGCUGCAGAGAAGCUCGUCGCCUUCUACCUCGGCUUUGUCUCGCAUGAGGUCGCGGACAUUUCCUGGCACGCGCUGGGCAUUCCGCAGGGCUUCCUUUCCACCAUGGGCAACGAAAACUUCCAUGGCAGCUUCAGUGCCGCUCACAGCGUUGGCGACGAGGGUGGCGACGUCGUGGCCAACUAUGAGCUCCAGCUCAAGUUCAUCUCUGAGAUUGGCAAGUGGUACAUUCCCGUGCAGGAUUUGCUCAAGAUUUACACCCAGCUCUAUGGCGUCAACCCCAUCAAUGCCACUGUCGUCGAGGAGUGCACUGCCUGGCUCUUCCUCGGCCGUCUCGGCGAGCGCCUCGCGGUUGCCAAGGCCUUCCCCAGCUACUCGAAAAAGUCGCCCUUCCUCGUCGAGUCGUUCAUGGAGUUCUUCCUCGGCGGCGUGUACGACAUGGCUGCCUGGACGCAGCUCAUCUGGAACAACGCCUCCAUCCCCAUGGUUGAGCGUGGCACCCAAACGUGCGACCUCAACAACAACCCGAUGCUUGUUCGCUGCGCCGCUGCGGACGCCCACGAUGUCCCCAAGUCUCCCAAGAUGCCGCAGCAGGCCAACCGCCGUGCAUGCGCCAACAGCCAGGGCUUUGGCGAACGUCUGCAGCGCGUCAUUGAGCCCCGCAAGCUCUCGCUCUCCGACAUCAAGAUCUCGCGCACUGCCGACGGUGGCGCGUACCUGGAGCCCAGCGUCGAAGUCAAGGAGGCCCUGCGCGAGGUCGAGGCUAUCAUUCUCGCCGCAAAGGAAGAGGAGCUCGCUCGUCGCGAGACUGCGCGACAGGCCAAGGCUGAGGCGCUUGGUGCUCCCGCGUCCGGUCUGUUCACGACCUCGACCAACCACUCCCGCGUUGGCUGGGCCAUGGCGUCCGGUGACUUUAACAACGACGGUAUCGCCGAUGUUGCUGUCGGCGCCCCCGGCACUGGCGAGGCUGGCAACGCCCAACAUGGUCGCGUGUACAUUGUCUACGGCGCCAAGGGAGAUCUCCACAACGUUGAUUUGAACGCUGCGGCCAACCUGAUCAUCGACGGCCAGGACCUCUAUGGACGAUUUGGCAGCGCCUUGGCAGUCGUUGACUUGAACGCUGAUGGCGUUGAUGAUUUGGCUGUCGGCGCACCCUCGGUCGGCGCUGGCGACAUCAUGUACACUGGCAAGGUCUUUGUGUUUUACGGAAAGAAGGGAUCCACCCUGUCGACGACCGCUGGCACGGUCAUCUCGGGCCAAGACACCUACCACAACCUCGGAUGGCGUCUCGCUGGCGGAGAUCUGGACUCGGACGCUCGCGCGGAUCUCGUUGUCGGCGCCCCGUACGCGCCCGCUGGCGGAAACCAGCGAGGAGCCGUCUACGUUUUCCGCGCUUCGGCAAACCACGGCCAACAAGUCGAGUCCCUCACUGUGGCAAACGCCGACUGGACCAUGACGGGCGAAAUGGACAACGCGUGGUUUGGCUACCACGUCUCGGUCGAACGUUCGUCGCCCGAAACCAACUCCACAGGCGUGCUGCUGGUUGGCGCCCCUUCCACCCGCAUCUGCGCUUCGUCGGGCUGCUCCUUCUCCGAUUCGGACGUUCAGUCUGUCGGCAAGAUUUUCGGCUUUGCUCCCGCCCAGUCGGCCUCCAACCCCAUCUUUACGCUCGCUGGCGUUCAGUCGUUUGGCAAGCUGGGUCUCUCGGCUGCCAUCGGCUCCCCUCUUGGCAGCUUCUCCGAGCCCCACCUGAUUGUUGGUGCCCCGACGCAGACCGUUGAAGGCAAGAUUGCUGGCAUUGCCGACUCGCUCGACCAGGCUGGCGCCGUGUACAUGAUUCGCCUUGCAGACCUGCUUGGCAAGGCGCAGACGCUCAACCAAGUCACCCCCGCGCUGACCCUGGGUGGCGAUCGCCGCUACGCUCGCUUUGGCUGGCAUGUGGUUGUCGCGGACGUCAACGACGACCAGGUCGAUGACGUGCUGAUUUCGGCGCCCACCCGCACCGACGAUGUUUCAGAGGAGCUGCUUGCCGGCGAGGAAGGUAUCGUCUACGUCUUCCACGGCGGCGCCAAGUUCCCCACGGGCAACGCCACCUCCCACGACUGCGGGCUUCUUCCGCUGUACGAGCCCUGCCCUGGCCAUGUCGCAUCCACCGUCUUCCAGCCCAACGAGGCCGACUCGCGCUUUGGCGCUGCUUUCAUUGCCGCGGACGUUGAUGGCGACGGCAAGCGCAACGUUAUCGUUGGUGCUGAGCGCAGCCACCAGGGCUCGUAUCUCGGCGGCACCGUUGAGGUUUUCUUGAAGGAUUGAACGCGCGUGUGUGUGCAGUGCGUAUUUUGUUAAUGAAUGUGAUUUACCACCAAGCGCA